AUGGCAGAAGAGUUCGACGAAUCCGAGGUUGUGUUUAACUUUUGCGACGAAGUCGGCGGCGGCGGCGAUUUCCAGUUGAAUUCGAAGGAAUUCAAGAGGAAGAAGAUGAAGAGUGUUAAGAAGCAGAACUCGACGGCGGUUCCGGUGAGUAUCCCGGAGAACGUGUCGUGGUUGCGGUACGAUUUGGAAGACUGCGGCGGCGGCGACGGAGAGAUGGUGCCGCCGCACGUAAUAUUGGGGCGGCGCGUGGCCGGGAAGAUGAUGGCCUUCUCCGUUUGUACGGGCAACGGGAGGACUCUCAAGGGACGGGAUUUGAGCCAAGUCCGUAACUCCAUUCUCCGCCUCACCGGCUUUCUCGAAACGUGA
This is a messenger RNA of Salvia splendens (bonfire salvia), 366 nucleotides long. RefSeq lists its product as uncharacterized. The record is from RefSeq and is a predicted model, not a curated record. The coding region runs from base 1 to 366 and encodes 121 amino acids. The transcript has a single exon. Lineage: Eukaryota; Viridiplantae; Streptophyta; Magnoliopsida; Lamiales; Lamiaceae.